UGACUGGGUAUUGUACAUUUUUUCCAACAUUAUGCAAAGUCAUAUCGAGUGUUUCCCAUGAUGAAUUUGACGCGAUGGGACCCAACGCUGGUGACUUUCUUCAGCAAAAAUGGCUGACAAGAAUACUACGAUGGAAGCAAAUUCCCCACAGAUGCUGUUGAGAGUCCAGAACUGGAAUAUGCUGACAUCAAUUUUCUAAAGAAGAUGGAGAAACACAGGGAGGUUCCAGAGGAUGUGGGGUAUGGACAGGUUGUAUGUAGUAUUGAAGGGUUCCAGACCAACCACAGAGAGAGACAGACCUGAGGGGCGGGAGGAGACUGUAUGCUGGAAUACAUCUUGACCAAUGAGAGAGAUUCUUGUGAAGGGUUGAUAUUUAGACAUAACAUUAAAGCUCUGUUGCUUCUUUUGUUACUGUAACUAUUAGUAUCUAACGUUCCCAUAUUUCUGUACAUAUUUUCAUAAAAUGUAAAUGAACAACUAAACUGUAUACACUUGCCGUAGUGUGUCCUUCUGUUAUUGAUUUAAUAUGUUUUUGUAACGUUUGCUUCCAACUCACACUCUCAAACACGUAGAUCCCCUGAACGCAGCUCACUCUCCAAAUCCCAAUCACCUGAAUUUUGAUCACCUGUUCACACACCUGUAUGUCAUCUACACACACUAUGUUGUUCAGUUCUUGCACCCCAUCACUAUGAGGUAUUGUUUGUUUUGUGACACGUCUUUCAGAGUGCUGGUUGUUCCAGUGAUUUACUUCUCCCGUGUAUGAUAGUGUUUGCCUGCCUCACUAACGACGCCUUUUUGCCUUUUUUUGCCCCGGAUUUCCUGUUAUAUACAGUGGGGAGAACAAGUAUUUGAUACACUGCCGAUUUUGCAGGUUUUCCUACUUACAAAGCAUGUAGAGGUCUGUAAUUUCUUAUCAUAGGUACACUUCAACUGUGAGAGACGGAAUCUAAAACAAAAUCCAGAAACCCACAUACUAAAAUAACAUGCAAAACAGGCAACAACAAAAAAAGCUAGAUAAACAGGUGAACUCAAAACAGGUGUCCCACCUGCUCUGAAUUACGGGUCACCACUGGCUGUUAAUAUAAUGAAGAAGUGAGACUUCGAUGAGGCUCUUCCUCUUUCCUAUGUCAGAAACGAUGAAUAGGGUAAAAAUUACACCUCUUCUUUUGCUUGUCACACAAUGGGUGAAUUAUUCUGAGUGGCAGGAACAGCUAUCUCUCAUACUAUCCUUGCAUUGGUUUUUGUUUGUGCCGUAAAACAUUGCCAGAUUAUGGAAAUGCAGCUCUGAAUAGAAAAUAGAAGACUUUGUUGAAGUACCAAAGUUAAUUUGAUAAACUGAGACCCUGCAUUGUAAAGAGACAUGGAGGCUGUUUUAGGACUGUUGGUGAUCUCAGCAGGAGUGUCUCAUGGCUUGGAGACUUCCUGUGAUGCUAUACAGAAUGGAUCUCAGUGUUAUGGAGCUCUGGGAGGAACUGUCUAUCUCCAGCUGGUGACUGAUGCCACGAGGUAUGAUGAACUCUCAUUUUGGAAAGGCUCAACUGGUGCUAAAACAGAGAUACUCAAAAUGAAGAAGGACAAAUGGGUAAUAAAAUACACCCCCAUUGAAGACAGAGUACACUUCUUUAUAAACAAUGGGACAUUGAGGUUAAAUAACACACGAAGUACAGAUUCUGGUGAAUACCUGCAAGAAACAUUUAAUUCAGGAGGGGUAGCACAAGGGAGCAGAGGACUACAACUGUUCAUCAAAGCUCCAGUGUCCAGUCCUCAGCUGUCCUCUGAGUGUCUGUCUCAUGGAGAGAUGAGGGUGUCCUGCUCCUCUGAGGGGGAUGGUCCCCAGUACAGCUGGACUCUGGAUGGACAGACACUGAGCAACACUGAUGCCCCUCCUGAUAAUAAGACAAACACCAUCACUCUGAAGAAAGGCCUGUCAGGAAAUCUCACCUGUACGGUCAGAAACUACAUCAAUAGUGAUACUGUCAGCAGGAGAAUCUCACACUGUCCAGGGCUGAUAUAUGUUAACUGCACCUUAUCCAACGGGACAAAGAUAUCAGAGUGGGUGAAUGCCACUGGUAAUACCCUGUGUGUUGAGUCUACAACAGUGGUGACUGUGACUGAGUCUCCCACCAUUAAAAUCUUCACAGGUAAGGGCCAGGGGCAUGACACCCUAAUGAACUCCAGACCCAGCAAUCCCACUAACACCACUCAGACCCUUUGGAUUUUUACCACAAAGUACAUAGGGAUGGCAGCAGGGUCUCUGGCAGGAGUGGUCCUUGUCUUAUUGAUGGUGUUGGCAGUUUACUGUAUCCAGAAGAAAAAUAAACCUCCUUCAAAGGCUCAAGUUAUCUCUCUUUCCACAGUUAAGGGUGACAGCCAGGAUGUGGAAUACGCUGAUGUCAGGAUACUGAGGCAGGAAAUGAGACAGAAGGAGAGGGAGGUGCCGGUGGAGGUGGAAUAUGGGCAAGUGAACGAAGCGUGUGGUCCCCAGCAGCCGGUGGAGUUGGAGUAUGGACAGAUUACAAUAUUAGAGGGUCCCAGGAGGAAGGUAGACAUGCCUGAGGAGGAGUAUUGUAUGUAUGCCAGUGUACGGAAAGGACAGUGAGCAAGGUACUGUCUAGAUAGAAUAUGGUAGAAUAGAAUGAGCCUGAGAGUUGAAUCACUGGGAGUCUGAGUUGAAUCACUGGUGCUUCGCUCAAAUUUCUCCGUUCUCUUGAAGUGUUCACUUGUAGUCAUGGAUUUGAAAAGGAUGCCGAAAGCAAUCCUACACCAAUCCAAUGCUUUGACAUAUAUGUGGAGAGUAGUGAACAAGUGCAUGUUUCAGGGGAAAGGAGAGAUUAUUGGGAAUCAACCCCUGAGAGGCCCAGAGUUGACACAGAUGACAGACAUGUUGAAUCAUGUUGUCUUAGUUACAGUUCCAGCUGUGUGUUGCAUGUUGAUGCGUGUCAGUACAUAGUGUCUGUUUCCAGGAAGUGGAGACAUUACUUCUGUUUUUCUUGCCCACAUUUCUUUCUUUCCAAACUGUUUUUACACUUGGUUGUGUUGUGGUCACUUCUUGCUUUCAGAUGUGUGAUAUGUCACAAAAUAUUUACUGUUUUUGCUGUGUGAAUACAUCAUUCUUGAAUUAUUCUCUAAAAUUCAAUACUGUUUAAAGAAUUACUGAGGGGUUUGUAAUAAUUGCAUAACAGGAAUUCAUCAGGUAUCAUAGGCUACUUACUAAUUUCCAACGCCUUAAGUCAGUUCUUUAAAGCAUGUAGUCCAUCUCCCUAAAUGGAUCCAUAUAUGAUGUGUAGGUACUGUGUGCUGUAUAAAGGUAUAAUGUACUAUCUUAGAUAAGAUCACAAAUGUAUGUACAUACACUAAAUAUGUGGAUGCCAGUCCUCAUAGACAAACAACAAAUGAGUAUAUUUUAUUUUUUUAACAAAUAUGAUUUAUUUUUGAGCUUUUGCAAUCACAUGUUAAUAUUGUACAAUUUUCUCUUCUUCAAAAAUACAGUACAUGGCAAUAUCUUUUCACACCAUCAACAUAUUUGUUUCCACAUCUUUGGUUUCGCAGUUUAUAAAGUUGCUAAUGCAUUUCCUGUUUGAAUCACAUUAUUUCCAGUCGAGAAUCCCCUCAGCCAGAGGUAAUCAACAGACUGAGUGGCUGAAAAUAUUAUACUGUGGCUUUUUUGGAGACAUAACGAAGUAUGGUGAUCUCCCCAUAUGUACUCGAACUAAGUAAUUAUGCUGCAUAUCAAAAUAAGACAAGAACACAUUGCGAAGAGGAUGUUGAGAAAUUAGGAUACUGAUGUUUCUAACAGUGUUGACAACAUUGACAAUCAUUUCUCAUGCUUCAUUGUUGAUGCCAUUGUGUGAUGAAAAAAUUGUGAUUUGAUAAUAAAAGCUUGUUUUUUAAAAGCAA
Oncorhynchus keta (chum salmon) is the source of this 3897-nucleotide messenger RNA. RefSeq lists its product as uncharacterized. The record is from RefSeq and is a predicted model, not a curated record. Bases 1361 to 2599 code for a protein of 412 amino acids. The transcript is spliced from 7 exons. Lineage: Eukaryota; Metazoa; Chordata; Actinopteri; Salmoniformes; Salmonidae.